AAGGUACUGUACAAUACAAGUGAUACAGCACCACGCGAUCCCAUCGCUCUUCACUUCAUUGCACCUCACACCCCAGCGGCAGCCAUACCUCGACAAACUCGCCUGAAUUAUUUUUUUCUUUUCUGAAAUUUGCGUUCUUUCUGCAGAACUGAUUCAAAGCCGUCCCUUGUUUUCCCUGAAUUGGGACGCAUCCUUCUCAACCAAGUCGUGCCUCUCUCCCACCGCACCUCCCUUUCCGGCUCAACUAUGACUCCAGCCUAGUCGAUCCCCACGUAGAUACAUACGUGAUCUUGAAGAAGUACAAGCACAGCCGCUUGCGCCCCGGAGACAAUAUAAUACCCUGCGCCGGCCCGCUUGAUUCCUUUUCUGCAAAAAUGUCCACAUACACCUUAUACCCGCCGCCCGUCCCCGACACUGCCGCAGCCCGCCGGGACCGGGUUGAGCAACCCCGCGGCAUCUCGACGCCGGAGGGCCAGCAUCACAUCUUGCCCUCCACCCCCGGCCACCUAGCCGCCUUCUCCCCCCAGCUCCAGAGCACCUUGGCCUCCCCUGCAUUGAAUACCAAUACUCCCGCCGAGUCUGUCUCAACCCUCAGCGUCCAGUACCAGUCGAGCGAAUUCAGUGAAGGCGACGACCCCUUUUUUGGCGUCGACUUUAGUGCCUUGGAGGGCGCGUCACCGUCCUUUCUCGAGGAUGAGAUAUUUCCGCCUGGAAACACCGGACCCCUUGCCGACGAACUUGGAAUUCGAUUUAUACCCACCACCACCCAGAUUGUGCACCAGCCGGCCCGUUACCUCCCGCUAAGCCCCGACAAGAGCCCCUCGCUAGGGUCGCCCAAAGUGCAGAGCGUUGGAAGAACCGCAGGAGUAGCGCUUCCAGAGCUAUCUCCGAGCUCUGUCGCCCCGGAGGAUUUGUCGAAAGUUCCACGGCCAUAUCCUGCGCCGGAAAGCAAGCAGCCUAGCUUCCAGCUAACUCCAGGGACAAGUAAUAGCGGGGACUCUAGUGACGACGGCAUUGCUCCCACCGCCGCUAUUAUGCAGAGCCAAAGCCCUCGCGUCACGGUUUCCCAUUGGGAUAGGGACGAUGUCGGAUCAUCUCAUACUUUAGAUGCAGAACAGCAGUUGCAACGCGGCGACCCGGCGCUCUUCAUUACGCGCGACGAAUCUGGCCGCUGGAUCCCAGAUCAGUCGACGGGGCAGAGUGGCCUGGAUCCCUCCAUCCGUCCUGCCGCGAUAAUGCCGAGCAUAAACGAGCUGGCUAAUGAGCGGAAGGUUGGGGUGCGGAAUCAAGAGGUGAAGGUCUGGUUGGAGAAAUCAGCAGUUGUGCCGCACUCCUCUCCACAGAUCGUGGAACAGCCAGCAGACGUCCCGCGCGAUGGAGACGACAACAUUCCCCAAAAAGACAUUCCUAUGGGCAACGAAACUGAGAAUAACCCUGUGCCUGGUCAGACAUACUAUGUGGAAACUGGGGGCGAACUAACCCGUGAAGACCUGGAUCUUAUGCGCCGAGCUCGCAACUGGGCUGACCCGCCAGUCCCCUUUCACAUUUCCCAGCCUGACGCACCCUACCAACCGCAAACCUCCCAAGCUGCCAUGGAGAGGUUCCAGCGAAUGUGUCGGGAUAACGACUCGGUUGUUUCUAGAGCCGCAACGUGGGGAACACGAAGGUUCAGUUUGCCAAGCAAUGUUGAUGCUGAAAUUGAAGUCGCUGGCAAUUUCCUGAAGAAGCUAUCUCUAAGCCAGAGAAGCCCUAGGCGACCCAGUAUCCUGGAAGGCCUGCGUGGUUUAGUCAGGAAACCGAGUGUAGGUACGACCAAACGACCACGUGCUGAUCCCGACGAUGCCAGCUCCUUCAACACGGAGUCUUCCACCGAUCGAAAAGAGAAUCCAGUCAAGCUCGCGCCCCCGAGUCCUACACCAGGAUGGUCCAAGAAGCAGAGUGUCCCCAGCAUCAACACGGCGUUCGUGGACGUGGGAAGCAAAGUAGCAUCCAUCGGUGUGACCCAUGCUCGAAGCGGCUCCAUCAGCGCGACUCCCAUCACUUCACCCAGGAGUCCUCUCAAUCUUAGUGUGAAGAACCCCCUGACUCGCCUAAGGAGCAAGUCGGAGAACACACAAACAUCCAGUAUCGCUGAGUUGUGGAAGAAGAGUGGCGGACCGCCGGUCUCCAACUUGGGGAAAUCCAAGACGAUCGCAGCGGAGGUCGAUGAUGAAGACGACGAUGAUGAUGACGCCUUUGAAGAUGCCGGAAUGAGAGCCGAAUCAGAUAGGCUCAUCGACGACAUCACGCCCAAUCCGGCAGGCUUCCGGGAGCAUAUCCUUACGCUCAACCCCGACCUGAAAACAACCAACAGUUAUCUCGUCGACCGCAUCGCUUAUCAUCAGUGUGUCCGAUAUAAAACCCUUCUCAAUCACAGAGUUAAACAUAUGCAAGCCGUUUCCGCCAAAAACUGCUCUUGUGGGUCUAUGUGUGUAGCGCUGGGGGGCAGCGCCAACAUCAUGGAUUCGAAGGGUGACCCACGCGGUCAAGAUCCCUUAUCUGCCAAAUUUGAUGCCUCGGAUGGAGAUAUCACACCGUUGGAAGGCGCCAUCAACCAGGAGAGUUUUCCGCCAGACAUUCCGAUGCCGCCAACAGGUACACUGCCAGCAGAGUUCGAAUGUCAGUUGUGCUUCACAGCGAAGAAGUUUCAGAAGCCGUCGGACUGGACGAAACACGUGCACGAGGAUGUCCAGCCCUUCACCUGCACUUGGGAACGCUGCCGCGAACCCAAGAUGUUCAAGAGGAAAGCAGACUGGGUCCGCCAUGAAAACGAAGGCCACCGUCACCUUGAGUGGUGGAUUUGCGAUGUCGACGACUGCAGACAUAUCUGCUACCGGCGUGACAACUUCCUCCAGCAUUUAGUGCGCGAACACAAAUUCACAGAACCCAAGGUGAAGACCAAGGCCGCCAUAAAACGCGCAGGUACCAUCGAUCCAACCUGGGCGAAGGUGGAACAGUGCCACCAAGUCACGAAGGAGCAGGCCCAGAACGAACCGUGUCGGUUCUGUGGCAAGACAUUCCCGACGUGGAAGAAGCUAACGGUCCAUCUGGCGAAACACAUGGAGUCCAUUAGCUUGCCCGUUCUCAGGCUGGUUGCGAAGAGGGACAUUGAUGAGUUCACCAUCAUCAGCCCUGUUCAAGACCCGCCUCCUCAACCUUUCCCGCCUGCCUUCCAAACCAAGCAAGAGCGUACUGCGUUCGAUCCGCCUCCGGGUAUGCCUCAGGGGCGAUCAAUUCGCCAGCCUGAUCCCAUGUCAUAUUCAACCCCUACGCAGCAAGCGCAGCCGAUGAUGUACCCGAUCGCCCCUCCCGGAUACGCCGGCGGCAUGUACAACCCCGGCUAUGAUAGUCUUUCUUCGAGCAUGGCCCAUUCACCAAUAGCUAUGCAGCCCAUGGGCCAACCCGUCGGCAACAGUUUCCAGAACCUCAGCACGCAGACGUACGCAAACAUGCCGGGCACGUCUAGCCCGUACAUAGCGGCGCAGGCGAGCAGCAGCUACAUUUCACUGCCGCCCGAUACCGAGCCGUUCCCGUCGUUCGAUAUGAACGCGCUGGGACUGCACGACCCCGGUCAGAUGCCGUACGUUGGCAACUCCGGGGGAAGCGGCGCGGGCGCGGGGAGCAUGGUGGAUCCGCAUGCGGCCGACAUCUUCACGCCGCAAGGCUCCGUCUCACCCUACUCCCACUCUCCCCACCAGCCGCAAGGAAGGUUCUAUCCCCAGUGAGAUGUACUGGGGCGAACUAUUGUGAACUUGUGCGGGCUUCAAGUGCUUGUCUGGUUUCAUGUCCACCCGUCCUUGGCCUUAUGGCUGUUGUUUUACUUGAUACCCUGUCCUACUGUUCACCGCUGUGAAAUCUGGUCCCGUUCGGG
This is a messenger RNA of Canariomyces notabilis, 3910 nucleotides long. RefSeq lists its product as uncharacterized. Lineage: Eukaryota; Fungi; Ascomycota; Sordariomycetes; Sordariales; Chaetomiaceae. The coding region runs from base 375 to 3764 and encodes 1129 amino acids. The transcript has a single exon. The record is from RefSeq and is a predicted model, not a curated record.